AUGGCUCAACCAGCUUCACGAGUGAGUAAGACGUGCGAGCUGCUUAUCGCUCCUGCAUCGCAGCAAAGAGUACAGCGGACCCACAGUCGCACGGGUUUCCCCUGAGCCUCUAGCUGGUUGUCCCCCCCCCUCCCCUUCCGCGCGGCUACGAGGAUGCUGAUACACACCUUCUAUUCUCUUGACUCAUUCAGGCCCAGUCACGAACACGUCCAACAGGCGUUGGCAGCUCAUUCGGAUCCGUACGUGGUGAAGGGAGCAGCAGCUCUGCUUCCAGCAGAGUGAGAACAGGUCGCAACGGGAGCAUGGCCGGUGCUUCUUCGAGUGCAGUCUUGCCCGGAAAGAUGGCAGACUCAGUCAACGGUGUCGCGGGCCCUCGCACGAAACGAGCUGCGCUGUCCGACAAGAGCAACAUUGACGCUUCUGUGAGUGACCGAUCACGUAGCUGCUGGCUGGGUGUGCUGGCGUCGUUGCAGUGCUUUGGCGUCGUCAGAAUGAGGGGCGGAUCAAAUCGCGCCACCAACUGCGUCAACGGUAA
Ceraceosorus bombacis is the source of this 535-nucleotide messenger RNA. Lineage: Eukaryota; Fungi; Basidiomycota; Exobasidiomycetes; Ceraceosorales; Ceraceosoraceae. The record is from the annotation of a GenBank genome assembly.